CUGUUGCCUCGACUUCAACCCCUCCAUUCCUAUCACUUAUUACAAUCUCUCAGAUACAAUCAUCAAUCCACGACAUCUCGAAAUUUUCUCUGUAAAUUUCAAGAAUUUGAAGAGCCAACACCUCUCUUGUUUACCGACAAAGGAAUAUCAGCUUUCACAAAUUCCAACUUUAGGCAUAGCCGCAAGAGCUAUACACAACCCCUCCAACAGCAUCCACGAACUUGACAAAUAAUUCUCAAAUCUACCCAAAUAUCAACAUGUCCGCCGACGCCCUCCCAAUCUCCCCUGCCGCCUUCGCAGAAGCUCUCAAAGAUCUCCCCAUGUCUACUCUUCACCUCAAAGCCGCCGAACUACGCAAUUCCAUCGCACAUCUCGAUUAUUCUAACGAAGAAUUGAAACCUUUCGCUGAAGGGAGAGCUCCCGAAUGUGUAAACGGGAAGGCGGAUGAAGAUUGUAUUGACGCCAUUCGCGAAAACGAAAUUGUAAUAGCCCGCAUGGAAACCCGCAUCUCACUUCUCCGCACAGAAAUCGAAGCUCGAGGUGGAGUAUGGGGCGAAUAUGAAGCUGGCGCCGAACCUAAGCCAGAAGAAGAUGUGUCAUCUCCCGCUCCUGCGACAAACGGCACAACCUCUGCGAAUGAAGAAAGUAGGAGUAACCCUUGGGCCGAUGGAACAUUUACUACAGGACGAAUUGUGGGAGGUGAAGUUGUGUUGGAUUCAACACCUGCAGCUACAGCAGCACAUCCAACGGCGAAUGGAGUUACAACAAAUGGAAACACAGCAACUACGAACACAGGAGGAAGAUUGGACGAUGAAGCUUUACGUCGAGCAAUGGAAUUACGGAUGCGCGAAGAUGCUGGUGCAGAUGAGGAGGAAGGUAUGCAUUUGUGAGAUGGUAACUCGUUUUUCGUCUUACAUAGUACCCGUUGGUAAUCUUGGAAGAUAUCUAUUCGAGAAAGGCUUAAAACCACCGGCUAUGAGGAAUGCUCUAAGAAUAAUCCUCAGAGACCCUGCCAACUACCUCCGGCUCGUUUUCUGGGCACAUUUCCACACCUUUCAACACCGCAAGAUCAAUUAAGGAGCCUCAACGACCGGAACAUCUAUUUGUCUAACAAUCACCUAUAAUUCAAACCAACACAAUCUUAACAACCCCAUACUCACCAAUCAACCUUCUCAACAGGGUAUGUCUUGCAAACUAAGAGUCAAAUCCACCAUAAAAUAACAAAGCAAAGAAAUAAAAUCACUGCAGUCCAAAGGAGUCACUUGUAGUAUUUAACAAGGCGGGUUCUCCAACCAUGGUAUUCAACUCCCACCCUACGAGCAACAAGGUGAUUCGACCAUAGAAACUCAACUUGCUCCGAAUCCAUCCACGCGAGCAAAACAGCAAACUCGAUCUUCAUACCCAGGGUUUCCGCACAAUACCUCUCAGUCAUAACUCAUUCCACCGCAUCUCAUCAUGAUACCAGCCCAUAUUCUAAAAAGUUCAAUCUUCACAUCUCACAAAAGUUCUUGCUCUUUUUUUUAUUAAUUAUUUGCAUCGGCGGCGUUGUAGAUACCAUUUCCUUUCAUUUUCUCUCUCUCUCGUGUUUAUUGUUAUAACUGGUCUACUGGCUUUAAAUAGAAGAAGAAUUAAAAUGUCGUUCAAGAGAUUCAUCCAUCCAUCCAUUCAUCCAUUCAUCUAUCUAACUAGCUAGCUACCUACCUACCAUAAAUCUCCACAAUAAAAGUUUCCUUUGCCUUGGGAAUAUACAGAUACAGAUACAGAUAUGAAGAUAUACAUGCAGAUAUAAAAAUACAAAAAUACAAAGAAGUGACGUGACGUGACGAAUAAUUCGUAAUUCGUAGCAGAUGAUUGAUAAUAAUAAGUAUCACGAAUUAGGGAAGGCCAAUACCAAUACCAAUGACAAUGACAACGAUAAGGACAAUAAGAAUAAAAAUAAAAAUAACGACAGCAAUACAAUAUUACCUAAUUACAAAUACAAUCAAGACGGAAGAAGAGAGGAAAAAAUCGCAAUCCUGGUAUCAAAGAAUCCCCAACCCGUCCAAUCCAAUCCAGUCCAUGGACAUGGAUAUACUAUUAACAACGUACGCAUCCGUUCUUCUGAAACAUAUCAUAUCCCUCCCUCAUCUACUCAACCAAUCAUUUUCCCAGUCUCCGCACUAUUAA
Molecule: messenger RNA, 2166 nt
Organism: Botrytis sinoallii
Lineage: Eukaryota; Fungi; Ascomycota; Leotiomycetes; Helotiales; Sclerotiniaceae
Exons: 2
Coding region: 258-890 (210 amino acids)
Biological process (GO): proteasome regulatory particle assembly
Molecular function (GO): protein-macromolecule adaptor activity
Source: RefSeq, a predicted model, not a curated record